Messenger RNA from Macrosteles quadrilineatus (aster leafhopper), 1470 nucleotides. RefSeq lists its product as uncharacterized. Gene Ontology annotation, biological process: DNA replication. Gene Ontology annotation, molecular function: nucleotide binding; DNA-directed DNA polymerase activity; DNA binding. The record is from RefSeq and is a predicted model, not a curated record. The transcript has a single exon. The coding region runs from base 1 to 1470 and encodes 489 amino acids. Lineage: Eukaryota; Metazoa; Arthropoda; Insecta; Hemiptera; Cicadellidae.
AUGUGGGAAUGUGAAUUCCGUAAGCAGAAAAAAGACCAAAAACUCAAUCAUCUGGACAGUCUGUCCAUCUUGAAUAAUCUCCCACUAGUCCCACGACAGUCUUUCUUUGGAGGUAGGACAGGUAAUGCAAAAUCCUAUCACAAAUGUGCUGAGGGGGAAACUAUUCAAUAUGUUGAUGUUUGCUCUCUCUAUCCGUAUGUUUGUAAGUAUGGGAAGUACCCUGUAGGCCACCCAACUAUCUAUGUAGGAGAUAGGGAGUGUCGUGAGAGAGGUAUGGAAGUAGAGGGUUUGCUAAAAUGUAAAGUUUUGCCGCCUCGCGAUCUCUAUCACCCUGUACUCCCUACAAAAAUGAAUAACAAAUUGAUGUUUGCGUUGUGUAGGACUUGUGGGGAGAUGAUGUAUCAGGGAGAGUGUAAUCAUGACAGUGAUAAUAGGGCACUAGUUGGGACUUGGACUAUGGAUGAGAUUAGGAAAGCUGUAGAGAAAGGAUAUAUUGUAUUGGACAUGUAUGAGUUAUGGGAGUACCAGGUAGCGACUUAUGAAAAUGGGGGCUUGUUCACUGAUUUUAUAAAUAAAUUUCUUAAGAUGAAACAGGAAGCUUCGGGCUAUCCAGAGUGGUGUAGGACUGAGGAGGACAAAAACAAGUAUAUUGCAGAGUAUUUGACACAUGAGGGAAUCAAGCUGGAGAAAGAAAAGAUUGUUAAGAAUGGGGGCUUGAGGUCUUUGGCAAAAUUAAUGUUAAAUAGUUUUUGGGGAAAAUUUGGCCAGAGGGAGAACCAGACUAAAGCUACAAUUGUUAGGGACUCUAAAACCCUCUUUCAAAUGUUCUCAUCCCCUGAAAUUAAAGUGAAUAGGCUCCAGACUGUCAAUGAUGAGGUUGUAGUUGUUUCCUGGGAGUAUUUGGAAGAAGUUGGGGAGCCUCUCAGUAACUUUAAUGUUUGUAUCGCGGCUUACACCACCUCGCAAGCUAGGCUCAAGCUCUAUGAACACCUUGAUGCCCUAGGAGCUCAAGUAUUGUAUUAUGAUACAGACAGUGUUUUAUUCUAUCACCGUCAGGGCCUGUAUAGAGUCCCUACAGGAGAUUACCUCGGUGAAAUGACAGAUGAAUUGACAGAUUAUGGACCCGGCUCUUAUAUCACUGAACUUGUCUCUGGGGGGCCUAAAACCUAUGCAUACCUUGUCUGGUCAACCAAUCAACAGAAAUUGAUCCCAGUUUGUAAAAUUAAGGGCCUCACCCUCAACUUUAAAACAUCAAAAACUUUGAAUUUUGAGAAACUAAGAGAAAUGGUUCUUAGUGAAGUAAAGCAGUCCAUUGAUAUCGAAGAACACAGAAUCAGAAGAACUAAAGAUAGAGACAUCGUCACCAUCACUGAGAGUAAAGUCUUUAAAAUCACAGGGCCAAAGAGAAAGUAUGACGGAGAGUAUGACACUCUACCUUUUGGAUUUAGCAAAGUCCAAAGAGACCUGUAA